AUACGUGAGGGGCCAGAUAAGGCCAUCGUCCGAGCAAGCUCAUCCGAACGGUGAUCUGCCGACCCGUCUUCCUGUUGAACACUCCGUGGAAACUCUCGUUUAUCCAAGACACGCUUGCGCUUCGGCCUCUCAGCGCGGUGUGUUCACGAGAUUUCAAUUUCCGGUCCGUAUCGUCUGCGCAGCCAGACACUAUCCAAUGUCUGGGUGCUCGCUGUACGGAAAGAAUAUCGCAGAACUGCAUGCGAUCUUUGUUAUAUUUAUUUUGUGUACUGGGCUGUAGUGUAUACACAUUCUGAUGGGUUUGUGAGUGUAGGUGUAGGAGAUACGUAUGUGAGAAAUUGUGACUUUAGGAGAACUCAUACGUACUAAUUUCAGUUUUCGUGUGCAUUUCACAGACUGCGUAUUUUGAAAAGGGUGGUGAUCAGCUUUGCUGAGUCAUGGAUUGGAGACCUAAUCAGCGGGUGCUGACGCAAGUCCCAGUCACCAAAGAUCCGAUUAUAGAAAGAGGACCAGUACUAUAUGGCGGCAGAGGGAAACCACAAUACCAGCGGCAGCCGCUGCCCGCGGUGCAACCACACCGACCGCUGCCCACGGUGCAGCCGCGCCACCCGCCACCUGUGGCACAGCCACCUGUCGUACAGCAGCCAGUGGUGCAGCAGAGCCACUACCAGUCGCCGCCUGUGGUGCAGCCGCCUAUCGUACAGCAGCCAGUGCUGCAGCAGAGCCACUACCAGGCCCCACCUGCGGUGAAGCCACCUGUCGUGCAGCAGAGUUACUACCAGUCCCUGACACACAGCACUGUGUCAUCCCAGGCUGUGCAGCAAGCAGCGGGCAUGUUUGCACAGACAGGAAUUGCAGAAGAAUUCGUGGAGUUGAACUCCUCAAAUUCCUUAAAGUUUGCUAACAUGCACGGUGAUAUUCUUACUGAUAUCGGUCGUAAUGCUAGCCAGUGGCACCAGAUCACUAUCAAAACUCCCGUUCCAGAAUAUGAGAGAAGAUUUGUCAUCGCAGCCAUCAACAAACGAAUAUCUCCACAGAAAAUUACGCCUUACUUUUUUCGCAUGGAAAAUCUACGCAUAACAUUCUUUGUGAAUAUGUGCGGGUUGGCACUGAGAACACUUUGCAGGAGAGAUCUUAAAGUGCCGUACGUCUCUGACAAAUUUGAUGAGAUUGAAAUGACAGUCAAACUGUUCAGCAAACAUUUCAACCUCUCAGAAGCUCUGAAAGAAAUUAUUUCAAGAAGACUGGACAGUCCAAAAAAGUUUUUGGAUCUCUCUUAUAUAAACAGCAUUCCUGAGAUCCAGGAAAUGCUGUUUGACCCGACUGAUAAUUGGCACAUCCUGGACCAGAUGCUGAGGGUCGCAGAGGUCUCGGCGCCUGGGCUCGUUGCCCUCAGACUCGCGGGUAAUGGGAUCACGACGCUGACCCUUCUUUGGGAUUUUCUGGUACACUCCAAGUGGAAGUCUCUACGAACUCUGGAUGUGUCAGACAAUGAGGUAAAGAGCACUGGUACUGUUUCAUUGUCUCGUACUUUACAGAUCUCAGAAGUCUACUUGGAUUGUAAUCCAAUAUGUCACAUGCUUAAGAGAGAUUCAUACAUAAGUGCCAUCAAGGCAACAUUUCCCCGUAUUGCAAAAUUGGAUGGGACUUACCUACACACCACAGCACAUCUGCCUUACUGGAAGCCGAAUUUCAUUGUGAAUGGUACUGGUGACCCAGGUGAAUUUGCUGACCAGUUCAUCGAGCACUUUUUCACCCUCUAUGAUGACCCUGAUCGAAUGAAACUCCGUGGAUUGUACCAUGAGAAGGCUUACUUCUCACUUUGCAGUUUAUAUUUGGAUGCACAAUUUACAACUCCCAAUGCAAGAUUGUCUGCUUACAUUGAUCAGACCCGAAACCUGUUACGUUGCUCUGAUCUGAAGAAGGCGAAUGCUGCACUAACACACGGCUCAGAGGAAAUCCUCGAAAGAUUAUCGAGCUUACCCACUACGCAGCACGAUCCCUACACCUUCGCUGUGGAUCUUUUGGUACAUACGCCGAAGAUGACCGUACUGACAGUAACAGGUGUCUUCCGGGACAUUGCUAAGCAGAAAAGUUCUCAUAGACAUUUCUCACGCACUUUUGUCCUCCAGAGACGAGAAAAUGAUGAAUAUCAAAUUACUAAUGAUAUCCUGUAUAUCUCAAAUGCAGCUACACGUGAGGCAGAAGAGGCAUUCAAGUAUGUAAGACCACCUAAAAAAAUAAAGAAAAAGCGACCAAUGCCUAAUUUGUCAGAGUGUGAGAAGGAGUCCAUGACCGGAAUGGUUCAGCAACUGACUAGUAUGUCAGCUCUAUGGUCACGAAAGUGCCUGGAGGAUACUGACUGGGAUAUGAAGGAAGCCCUCCAGAUUUUUCUGGAACUUCAUGAGAUGAGCAAAAUUCCAAAAUCUGCAUUUAUCACCUCAAAAUAGUAAUGAAGAAAACUUGUUCAGCUCUCAGAAGAGACUGCAUCUCAGUGCUGUGUAUGUUGUGUUAACUGUACCUUGAAACAAUUGCCUGUAAAUAAAUAUUGUUGUAAUUUUGA
Messenger RNA from Schistocerca gregaria, 2563 nucleotides. RefSeq names its product nuclear RNA export factor 1-like. Gene Ontology annotation, molecular function: protein binding; RNA binding. The record is from RefSeq and is a predicted model, not a curated record. The transcript has 15 exons. Bases 438 to 2450 code for a protein of 670 amino acids. Gene Ontology annotation, biological process: poly(A)+ mRNA export from nucleus. Lineage: Eukaryota; Metazoa; Arthropoda; Insecta; Orthoptera; Acrididae. Gene Ontology annotation, cellular component: nucleus.